This is a messenger RNA of Eimeria mitis, 1959 nucleotides long. RefSeq lists its product as uncharacterized. The record is from RefSeq and is a predicted model, not a curated record. Gene Ontology annotation, biological process: mRNA splicing, via spliceosome. Lineage: Eukaryota; Apicomplexa; Conoidasida; Eucoccidiorida; Eimeriidae. Gene Ontology annotation, cellular component: U2-type spliceosomal complex.
AUGUUGCCGUUUCAGCUGCGAAAGGCCGUCGAGGCCGCCCACCAAACGGCGCAAGAACAAAUGCAGCAAAAUCAGAACCAAGCAGAAGGGAAGUUAUCCUCAGAGGAACACAGCCGGCUCGCAGAGCUCCAGAGACAAAGGGCCCAUCUAGAGAUGAGACAGCUGCAGGCACAAGCAGGUUUGCUCACGCAGACGCAGGCGCAGAUUGCUGCUGCAGGAUUGGAGUGGCUGUAUGAGGACCCCAAAAACAACGCAGAGGCGAAGGAAAGGGAGCGGGAAGCGUUUCUGCUGGGGAAGCCGAUCCCCAACGUCGCCCCCCAAGCGGAUGAGUCGUUAGAGCAGCGCGUAGCCGAGACAUCUAUAAAGGCUUCUGCUAUGCUGCUGCCGACACAGGACCGGCUGCGGAAGCUGCGAGAGGAUCCGCUGCUGCUAAUAAAGCAUGCGGAGAUGGCACAGCAAAUGGCUCAGGAGUCGAACCCGCUGCUGCAGCUGCAGCAGAAGCGGGCGCAGGAAGCAGCAGCAGCAGCAGCUGCUGCUGCUGCUGCUGAGCAGAAGAAGCUGAGGAAGGCUAUGAAGAAACAAAAAAAGAAAAAAAAGAAAAAGAAAGACAAACGACAUAAACACACAAAACGCAAACACAGCAAAGCCCGCAGUAGCAGCAGCAGCAGCAGCAGCAGUAGCAGCAGCAGCAGCAGCAGCGAGAGUGAAGGGGAGGGAGGGAAAAGCGAAAGAGGCAGCAGCAGCAGCAGCAGCAGCGCAGCAGCAGCGAGAAGAGAAAGAUCGCGCAGCAGAGAACGAAGGCCAUACAGCAGCAGCAGCAGCAGCAGCAGCAGCAGCAGCAGCAGCAGCAGCAGCAGCAAAUACAGCAACAAGGAGAGAGACAACAGAGAUAAGAGUGAUCCUAACCAACACAGAAAAUACGAAACAGCAAGAAGACUAGAUAAAGAAGAAAAAGAAAAAGAAAAAGAAAGAGAAAAAGAAAAAGAAAAAGAAAAAGAAAGAGAAAGAGAAAAAGAAAGAGAAGAAAAGAGACGUAAAACAAACACAACAGACAAACAUAAACACCCUUCUCUCUCUCUUUCGGCCUCUUCCCCCGAUAGCAGCAAAUACAGCAACAAGGAGAGAGACAACAGAGAUAAGAGUGAUCCUAACCAACACAGAAAAUACGAGGCAGCAAGAAGACUAGAUAAAGAAGAAAAAGAAAAAGAAAAAGAAAGAGAGAAAGAAAGAGAAAGAGAGAAAGAAAGAGAAAGAGAAAAAGAAAAAGAAAAAGAAAAAGAAAGAGAAAGAGAAAGAGAAAAAGAAAGAGAAGAAAAGAGACGUAAAACAAACACGACAGACAAACAUAAACACCCUUCUCUCUCUCUCUCGGCCUCCUCCCCCGAUACAACCCAAACUACAUCUCCCCCCAUCACCACCACCACCACCACCAGCAGCAACAGCAGCAGCAGCAGCAGCAGCAGCAGCAGCAGCAGCAAGCGAGUGUAUGGCCCCACACUGGCGGGAGCUGGUGCUGACCCGUCUCCCUUUCGUGUUGCUGAUGAUCUCCUCCCCCCAGCAGCAAUACGCAAAAAGGCAGAAACGAUGCAGCGCAUGCAGCAGCUGAAGCAAAACAUCAACAGCAGCAGCAGCAGCAGCAGCAGCAGCAACGGGGGAGGGGAGACGGUUGCAAACGAACAAACGCCAGAAGAAAGGCUUCAAGCCAUGAGAGAAGAAGGGCUGAGGCGGGAGGAGGAGAAGCAGCGGCGUUCUGCGUUAAUAAGAAUGAAAGAAAAACUAGAAGAAAGAAUUGAAGAACAAAAAAGAAAUUUAUUAGGGGCCGCGGAGGAAACGCGGGGGCUGCGGCCCCGUGUGGUGUCGUUUCAGCCUGACGCCAUACACCGAGAGGUAUCCUUCGCCAACAGGAAAAUACAAAAAAACAUAAAAGACCUAGAUGCCUCGAUUUCAGAGCUCAAAUAA